Molecule: messenger RNA, 1374 nt
Organism: Effrenium voratum
Lineage: Eukaryota; Dinophyceae; Suessiales; Symbiodiniaceae
Source: the annotation of a GenBank genome assembly
UCUGCCAUUGGAUUGGUUGCUCCAUGGGUCCGGAUGGACACUCCGAGCGAAGGCGAUGGCGAGGUCCGCAUUCCCGUCACCGUGCUCACGGGCGUCCUCGGCGCGGGGAAGACCACCCUGCUGAGGUACAUACUGGAGAAGCCUCAUGGAUACCGGGUGGCGGUGAUCCAAAAUGAGUUUUCGGAGGAGAUGGGCAUGGAGGCGCCAUUGUUCACCGACGCCAAGGGCGACACCAUAAAGGACGUCUACGAGCUUCCGAAUGGCUGCCUUUGUUGCUCUGCGAAGGAUGGCCUGAUCGGAAUGCUCGACGUCCUGCUGGAGCAGAAGGACCGCUUCGACUAUGUGUUGGUGGAGGCAACGGGCAUCGCCGAUCCGGAAUCUGUGUGUGAGGUGUUCUGGGUAGACGACGGCCUCGGCAGUAGGGUUUACCUGGAUGGUGUCCUUGCGCUGGUGGACGCCUAUCACGUCUUCUCCUACCUGGGAAAGAGCGAGGCGGAGCCGGAGGCGGAGAAGGGGAAGGCCCUGGGGCUGGAGGCGGAAGCCCUGAAGCAGGUGGCAUGCGCGGAUGUCCUGAUCCUCAACAAGGUGGACCUUGUCUCAGAGGACCGGCGGAGCCGUGCGUGCGCGGUGCUGCGGGAGAUUAACCCGACGGCGAGGAUGCUGGAAAGCCGGUUUGCGGAAGUGCCCCUGGGGGAGAUCUUGGGCCUUCAGGCCUUCGACAAGGAUCGUCUGGCAGCCGCUGUCCUGGCGAUCCCAGCCAUGGAUGGGCAGGAGCCUGGCCAUGAGCAUGCCCAUUCGCACAGUGAUGGGCAUGGGCAUUGCAACUGCGAGGGGAUCCUUCCACGUGCCCACGGCAUUGAGAGCGUGCUCCUGCACGGCGAGGACGGCGCGCUCUAUGAUCCCGACAAGGUGCGCUCGUGGAUGGCCGAUGUUCUCUGGGAGGGAUCUGCGGGCUUCGUGUACCGCUGCAAGGGCCUAUUCAGGGGCCCAUCGGAGGAGGAGGCGGAGCCGCGGGAAACCGUGGCGCACGCCUUGCAAGGAGUUGGGAAGCUCUUCGAGAUCGAGGAGGCAAAGGUGUCCUCCGCUGGAAGCAAGUUGCUCUUCGUGGGCCGGGGCUUGAAGCGGGACGCCCUUGCAGCAGGCCUGCAAAAGUGCCAGGCGGACACCUGAGUUUUGGCGUGCCUUUGGGGGUCUCGGCGGGGACCCCGCCGCACCCAGCGAGCGACAAAAACAGACACCGGGCGACCGAGUGAGUGCCGCGUCCCAGUUGUAGGGUAUCACCGUUCGGGGCAGGUUGAAGUGAGCUUGCGAGGGAAAUGCCUGUGGGUGCAUGGCCUGGCUUAGUAUUUGCACAUGAGCGGCGCCCAAACCCCA